Molecule: messenger RNA, 2016 nt
Organism: Carassius auratus (goldfish)
Lineage: Eukaryota; Metazoa; Chordata; Actinopteri; Cypriniformes; Cyprinidae
Gene: tekt2
Product: tektin 2 (testicular)
Exons: 10
Coding region: 83-1360 (425 amino acids)
Biological process (GO): cilium movement involved in cell motility; cilium assembly
Cellular component (GO): nucleus; microtubule cytoskeleton
Source: RefSeq, a predicted model, not a curated record
CAGGAGACCCUUUUACUGUGUUUACUGCUGAACUCGCCACAGCGACUGACAACACAUCUAACAGUUCAUCAGUCUCGCAAACAUGGCCACCCUGAGCUCGAAGCCAGGUUUGCGUUACAGUGUGUCUGACUGGGCGACUAAUAACACACAGAUAUCACACACUGCGGAGAACAAGCGCAAUGUUUCAAACGAGAUACGCCAGGAAGGAAGAGCUCUGCGCAAUGAGACGACCUGUAAGACAAACUGGGAUGAGUAUGACAGCAGCAGGCGACUGAGUGACAGGAUCAAUGACGUCACGCGCUGGAAGGAGAAUCUGAAAGCGUGUGCACAGCAAGUGGAUGCAGAAAUGGACGCUCUUACUCUGUCCAAGGAGGCGACAGAACGAGCCCUUGCUGCCACUGUUCUGCCCCUUGAAGUCACUGCCGAGUGCUUGAACCUCAGAGAAGGUCGUCGUGGCAAGGAGCUGGUCUGUGACCCUGUAGAAGCUGAACUGAAGAAGGAAGUAGAGGUGCUUGAUGGAGCACAGCGCAUCCUUCAGCAGUGCAUUGAUCAGGCUUUUGAACAGCUGUGUCGCUUACAGGAAGCAAGGCAACAGCUGACAAUUGAUCUUCAGGAUAAAAUAGAGGCCCUUGAUGUGGACAUGUCAUGCUUGUCUCUCACUAUACGGUCACCUGAGAUCUCCCUGAAGCCAAACCCCACAAGAGUGCCGCCCGGUUCCACAACUCCACAGCAGUGGGAGCAGUUCAGUCGAUACAAUGUUGCCCGAGCUAAAGAAGAGAUGCAGGCCUCUGUCCAUAUAAGAGAGAACAACAGCAUCACAAGAGCACAGGUGCAGAAUGAGCUGGAGGCCCAAAGAAUGACAGUGGAGUUUGCUCUCCGUAAGCGAACUCACCACGAGGAACAGGCCUACCACGAAAUGCAAUGGCAGCUAAAAACUACUCAAGAAGAGAUUGCCGAGCUGGAGAAGGACAUUAGUCACCUAGAGGAAGACAUGCAGGCCAAGACGGCUCCUCUAAAGCUGGUCCACACCCGUCUAGAGAACAGAAUCAAGAGGCCUGGCAUGGACCUGUGCCGAGAUGAGGUUCAGUUUGGUUUGGUGGAUGAAGCCAAGCAACUGGAAGCCACCAUUCUAGCACUGAAACAAAAGUUAGCACAUGCCCAGCACUCUCUGCAGUCUCUGAAACAGCAUGAAGCUCAGAUGAUGGAGGAUUUGUCUCGUAAGCAGGACGCCCUGUCGCUGGAGCAGCGAAGCAGCCAGACCCGUCAGCGCCUGACUUUGGGGGUCCAGACUGAGGGUCUGCCCUCAGCUGUGGUGCCUCUCACCAAUUCUAGUGGCAGACAAAAGCUGGACCUUGCUUGAGUUAACACCCUGUUUCACAACUCAUACUUAUGGUGACGUCACAUUUGCCAUUGCUCAUAAAUUUUUUUAUGGGAAAAUCAGUUUAUUCCCACAGGAAUAGAGUAAAACAAAGUAAGGUGACCAGACUUGCCACUUCGCAGGGAUUUGUCUGCUGCUCAGCUCUCUUCCAUGCUAGGCUGCAUGGAUGCAUAGGGAGUUCUUGUCCAGAACAGAACCAUAUUGCCAAUACAAACUGCUAAUUGUCAGUAAUCUUUGAUGAUAAUGGUCCUGACAGAAAUGUGCAAAUCAAUCGUUGUAUCACCUGAGCAGAAUUUGCCCCGGGAAUUGGCACGUCUGGUCACCUUAUCAUAAACAUUUACCAUGCAGACUUCACUUGUGUUUAAGCUGGAAGUGUUAGUAUUGAAAUUGACUGAAAUGUGUGUAGUUCAUUAUACAUCUCUACACUAUUGACAAUACUGUAAAAGGUAUAUAUAUAUUUUAAUUUUUUUAUAUAAUUUCUUCACUAAUGUGACCAAACCUUUAGUCUAAAUCGAUUUAAAGGACUCAUAUUUUACUUGUUCUUUUAAAAUUUAAAUCAUAACUGAAAACUUACUCUUCAGCCCAAUGCAGAGUUGCCAGGUUUGCAAAACAAAACCAGCUCAAUGGCCAAUCAAAAC